CCUGAAGGACAAAAUCCAAGUAUUGGAGGCUGGUGAGUGCUCAGAGCCUCUGAGGUGCUCCCUCCUUGGAGGUGUGAUCCCUUCAGAAGAGUGUAGCUGAGGCUUCUUUCAGUGACCAUCUAGGGUAUACUGGGGAAACAAUUUGGAGCUGAGGAUGGGGGUUGACUAUGAACCUGGCAGACUGGAGUGUAAACCUGAAAUCUUUCCUCCAUUUAAGUCUGAACUUGUCCUUCCUAAAGUGAUGUGUGAAGCUGCUGGAUCUGGGAUAGGCCAUUUGGACAGGAGAAGAACAUGGAGUCAGGCUGGAGGGCACCUUUGCCUGAAAUAGCUCUGGACUAGUCCUGAGGCUAUUUGUGGGUGAAUCUCUGAGCAUGCGCAUGUGUCUCUACCUGUGUGUCUCUCUGUGCAACCAUAAGGGUUCCCAUGUGUAUCUGUGUAGAGUUUCCAUCUCACCAGCUGUGAGGCCACAGACAGGUAAUUUAAGCCACCCGGCCUCCAUUUUCUGUGUCUGUAUUACGGGGCUAAUAAUAAUUUUUAUAAGGUGUUACUAAGGCAGCAAAAUGACACAAUGCACAUAAACUUCUUAGCACAGUUCCUGGUACUUAUACGUUGGGCUAUUAUUACCAAUGCCUUGGAUAAGUUACUUAACCUCCAUGGGCCUCAGUUUCUUCACGUGUAAAAUGGGUACAGUUCUCAGAACCUAGAACUGUUCUAAGAAUUAGAGCAAUUGAUAACCUAUAAAGUUAUCACAUAUGCAAUAAAUGUUAGUGAUUAGAAUGUGUAUUAUCUUUGUGUACGGAUGUGUCUGGAUGAGAAUAUCUGAGUUUGUGAAUGUCUUUGAGCAUGUCUGGCUGCUUGUGUGUGUAAAUACACAUGUAUAUAUGUGUUUAAGUGUUUUUAUAUGGCCAGACAGGCCCAGUCUCUCUUGUGGAGUUUGCUGUUGGCCCAAGCCUGGACUCCCUGAGCCAGCUACGGCCGGCGCCGGGGAUGGAAUUUCCAUUAAGAAUUAAGCAGCACAGCACAGCAUUGAGAAGCCAGGCAGGCAGAGGGGAGGGGGUCGACGGGGUGGAAGCUUCAACUCUGAGCUCCCUUGGGCGGCCUCAGUACUGAACUGCCUUGGACAAGCUUUGCCUUGAGUCACAGGCCUUCUCAGGGCCAUGGCCCAGAAGGAUGGGCAAGGGGAGAGAAGCUGUUCACAGGGGCCUCUGUAAGGAGACUUGGAGUUGCUGUAGCCAAGACUAGAGCCAUGAGGCGGCCCCCCGGGAAUGGAGAGUCGGCCAGCAAAGGUCCAGGUGGCUGGGGUCUAUGGGGAGUCCAGGAGUCCAGGAGGCUGUGCCGUGCUGAUCACGACCGCUGCCAGCAGGCCUUGCUGCAGAUUGGGAUCAAUAUGAUGGCACUGCCUGGAGGUCGCCACCUGGACUCCAUCACCCUGCCAGGUCAGCGGCUGCACCUGAUGCAGGUGGAUUCAGUACAGCGCUGGAUGGAGGAUCUGAAGCUCAUGACUGAGUGUGAGUGCAUGUGCAUCCUGCAGGCAAAGCCCAUCAGCCUGGAAGAGGAUGCGCAGAGUGAUCUCAUCCUGGCAGGCGGCCCUGGCCCUGGAGACCCCCUGCAGCUGCUGCUCAAACGGGGCUGGGUCAUCAGCACAGAGCUGCGCAGGAUUGGGCAGAAGCUGGCCCAGGACCGCUGGGCACGGGUGCACAGCAUGAGCGUGCGUCUGACCUGCCACGCCCGCUCCAUGGUCAGCGAGUACAGUGCUGUCAGCAGGAGCUCCUCGCAGGAAAUGGGCCAGAUUGAGAAGCUGCUAAUGGAGAAAUGCUCAGAGCUCUCAGCAGUCACAGAGAGGUGUCUUCAGGUUGAGAAUGAGCAUGUCCUGAAGUCAAUGAAGGCCUGUGUGAGUGAGACCCUGAGCAUGCUGGGCCAGCACUUUGGCCAGCUGCUGGAGCUGGCCCUGACACGGGAGGUACAGGCACUGGUGAGAAAAAUUGAUGCCUCGGACAAUAUCUACACCACAGAGUCCACUACAGGGAACCUGUUCAGCCUGACCCAGGAGGGGGCUCCUUUGUGCCGCAUCAUAGCCAAGGAGGGUGGGGUCAUGGCACUCUUCAAGGUUUGCCGGCAGGACAGUUUCCGGUGCUUGUACCCCCAGGCGCUCCGCACGCUGGCCUCCAUCUGCUGCGUGGAAGAGGGUGUCCACCAGCUGGAGAAGGUGGAUGGCGUUCUGUGCUUGGCCAACAUCCUGACUGACGACAGCCACUCAGAGGCCACACGGGCUGAGGCUGCGGCUGUGGUGGCCCAGGUCACCUCCCCACACCUGCCUGUCACCCAGCACCUCAGUAGCUUCCUGGAGAGCAUGGAGGAGAUCGUGACAGCCCUCAUCAAACUGUGCCAAGAGGCCUCAUCAGGGGAAGUCUUCCUGCUGGCCUCUGCGGCCCUUGCCAAUAUCACCUUCUUUGACACAAUGGCCUGUGAGAUGCUCCUGCAGCUGAACGCCAUCCGUGUCCUCCUGGAAGCCUGCAGUGACAAGCAGAGAGUGGACACGCCUUACACUCGAGACCAGAUUGUGACCAUCUUGGCAAACAUGUCUGUCCUAGAGCAGUGCGCCACUGAUAUCAUUCAGGAGAAUGGGGUCCAGCUAAUCAUGGGCAUGCUGUCUGAAAAGCCAAGGUCUGGGACCCCCGCUGAGGUGGCAGCCUGUGAGAGAGUCCAGCAGAAAGCUGCAGUGACCCUGGCCCGUCUCAGCCGAGACCCAGAUGUGGCACGGGAGGCCGUGCGGCUCAGCUGCAUGUCCCGUCUCAUCAAGCUCUGCAGAUCCCCGUCAGAGAGGAACAGCAGUGACGCUGUGCUCGUGGCCUGCCUGGCUGCUCUGCGUAGAUUGGCUGGGGUCUGUCCUGAAGGCCUCCAGGACUCUGACUUCCAACAAUUGGUCCAGCCUCGGCUUGUGGACUCCUUCUUACUCUGCAGCAACAUGGAGGAGAGUUUUGUGUAGUGAGUGUGGGAGAAGAAAGACAUUUGGCUGUUCUCACACCCCCUCUGAGUAUGCACCAGUGAACACACCUGAAUACAUACCAGCUCUCCUCAUCUCCUUAUUUAUACUUAACUUAUUUUUUUGUGUGAAAUAAACGGAGGGCAAAAUCUUAAAGUAACAUCGUCAAACAGUCUGUGGUCCUUGGGAAUCUUCUUUGUUUUUAUUUUUUGACUUCUGUAGCUUUUCAGUUGCAGAUGUUGAAAUUCAUAAUGGCUAAUAUGACAGAUUGUCAUGAGUAAUUCCACUUUGUUUACUCUUACUAUAUAAUCUUGCCUCAUUUUUUUGAACUUUGGAACCAAAGUAUUUCAACUACCUAGCAGGGUUUUUAUUUUUUUUUAAGUUAGAUUUGCUCUUCCCAAAAAUCUAAAAUGAAUUUCAUAAUUGGGUAGACUAUAUUAGAAGGAAGUUUUUUUUUUUUUCUUUAAUUAAUGGAAUCAUGUAACAUGUAUCCUGGAUUUUCUUAUUAAAUUGUAUUUUAAACUAAGUUCUUGCUUCCCAAGGUUUCAUUCCCCAAAAACUUUUCCAACUAUUAAAAGUACAUACAGAAUUGUCUUGUUUUCAUAGGUGCAUAAAUAGGUGAAGUUCUGAAUGCUUUAGUGAGAAACCACAAUGACUUUCAAAGAUACUUCCAAAGGCAUCAGAAACUCUGCUUCCUUUGUCUUCUCUGCUUUUGUGUAACCUCCUAUUCAGCUCCUGGUGAAUAGAAUCCUCAAAUGAGGUUUAUUGAACGAUUGCUCCUCAAAAGUAUAUUUGAAAGCAGUGGUGUGCCGAAGCCAACUCAUGCCCGCUCAUGAAGGACAACUGUGAGAAUUUCUUCCCAAGCCUGCACUUAGUGACCUUGUGUUGGUAGCUGUGAGCUACCUCUUGAACCCUCCUGUUGAAAUUGGCCAUAGUGGGAGUAUUUACACCCCAGAAAUUAGCGGAUGCUAUAAAGCACAGCUUUUGCUUUUUUUUUUUUUAAGAGAGAGUUGGUUUACUGAUAUCACGGCUUGAAAGUAUUGCAAAAAUCUGUGUAUCCUUCUGAAAAUUUUAAUGCCAUCGAAUUGUGAUAUAAUUUUACACAACAUAAUAUAAUUGUGUAAAAUUGUGAUAUAGUAAUGUUUCAAGAAACAUUUCUUAAAUUCCCAA
Messenger RNA from Sapajus apella (tufted capuchin), 4153 nucleotides. RefSeq names its product INSC spindle orientation adaptor protein (gene INSC). Gene Ontology annotation, cellular component: apical cortex. The transcript is spliced from 13 exons. Gene Ontology annotation, molecular function: protein binding; cytoskeletal adaptor activity. Gene Ontology annotation, biological process: asymmetric cell division; regulation of asymmetric cell division; establishment of mitotic spindle orientation. The coding region runs from base 1247 to 2986 and encodes 579 amino acids. The record is from RefSeq and is a predicted model, not a curated record. NCBI's taxonomy places the organism in Eukaryota, Metazoa, Chordata, Mammalia, Primates, Cebidae.